This is a messenger RNA of Paramisgurnus dabryanus, 7935 nucleotides long. NCBI's taxonomy places the organism in Eukaryota, Metazoa, Chordata, Actinopteri, Cypriniformes, Cobitidae. The record is from RefSeq and is a predicted model, not a curated record.
UGAGUGGACUGGCGUGUGAUUGCUCUGGUCUGUGAAAUGUGUGUGUGUGUCAUUUUUACAGUUUCUUUCUAGCUCUGUUUCCCUGUUGUGCUAUUGUCGCUGGAUUAUAAGCACACGACGAUCAGAUUCGACGGUUCGUGCGAUAUAUCCUGCUAGAGAAAAGUGCGUGUUGUUUUGGGAGGAGCAGAGGACAAUGGAAAUGAGUACUGGAUGUGAGCUCUUUUGAUUGGUGCCAUGAACAGUUCGAGUGCUAGCCAUGCAGAGAAACUUAGGGCCCCAUCUUCCUCUUCUUCGUCUCGUCCCUCAGUGGCCCCUAAGCUGCAGGUGCAACGCUCACUCUCCCGAGAUACCAUUACUAUACACUUUUCUGCAAAGGGAAAUGAGAAAGAGGAGGAGGAAGAGGAGCUGUACAGGUUGGCUCUUUCACCUUCCAUUCUUGAAACUGAAGAUCAGAGUAUUAUAACUGCUCAGGAGGCUAGUGAAGAGCUCCUCUCUGAAGGAUUGGAGGUGGAUAUUUUUAAAGAAGUACCAUCUACCACAGUCCCCCAGAUCCACAGCUCUGCCUUGGCUAUACAGCAUCCCUCCAUUAGCCUCUGUUGCUCAUCCAAUUCUAGUCCUGUUAGCUUUUCAUGGCCCUCAGAACAAAAGUUGAAUUCCCCCUUGUCUUCUGCUCAUUCGGCCUCCUCCAGCUCAUCCCCAGCCAAGUCCUCUACUCUACCAUCAAAACCUUUCCUCAGCCUGGUGAAGUCUCUCUCCACUGAGGUGGAAUCUCGUGAAGCACCAACAGUUGCCCCCCAAGCAAUGAGGCAUCGUCAUCUGAUGAAGACCCUAGUUAAGUCUUUAUCCACUGACACAACCCGACCUGAACCAGAGUCUUCAUCCACUACCCGGCCCCAAGAUUCCCGGCUCAAUCUGCAUCUUUUUAAACCAUUCACUCAACAACGCGUUCCCCCUCCCAGUGGAGAUUCGAAAACUGCUCCUUCUUCCCCCCUUACCUCACCCGACAGCCGCUCCUUCUUUAAGGUUCAGGAGGUGGAGGCACGUAUUGAAGAUACAAGGCGGCGCCUAUCAGAGGUCAUGUCUGAGCCCCUUCAGCUGCUCAGCAAAAUCAUUGGUGAGGAACCUAGUGGUGUCAGCACAAACACUUCCACAUCCACAACAACAGGAGUCUCCUACCGGUCCAGAAAUCUUUCCUCCAGUGCCUCUGACCUCUCCAAUCUGUCUGCCCUCAAUGGCCACUCAGAAAGCAACAACAACUACUGCAUCAAGGAAGAGGAAGACCUGGAGGUGGACAGUCCUCUAGAGGGUGCAGCCAUUAAAUUGCCUUUGCACAGAUCACCCUCACUUGGUUUGGAUAGGUGUUUCAUGUCGACUCUUGCCCGUCAGGAAGAUGAAGAAUUCUGUGAGCUCUACACUGACGACUUUGAGCUCUGCACUGACACAGAGCUGGAUGGAAAGGGCCUUUAUCCAUCACAGGUCCGACGAGAGAGUACUGGGGGAUGCAGUGAAGAACCAACUGAAGGAGGAGAAGAGGAGGAGGAAGAAGAUGAGUCUCCAGAAGUACCUCACAAUGGACUGAUUCUUCUGAUAUCUUUAGUUUAUGGUUGCUUUGUGUUGCCACUCCCUACCUAUGUGGGUUGGUUGUUAAUAGGAAUAGUGGCAGGAUUCAUGGUGGCAAUACUUGUUGUGUGGUUAUCUGCAAGGCACAGAUCUCCAAGAAGUCGUCAUGGCAGCUGGUUCAGAAAAGAGCAAUGGAACCGAGUUCCUCUGGAUAUCAAAGAACCAGGCAUCUACAAGGGCUGGAUGAAUGAGAUCUACUGCUAUGACCCAGAGACGUAUCACGCCACACACACUCACUCUGUGUAUGUGCGCCUGGAGGGUUCCGUUCUGCGACUGUCCAAACCAAACCGCAAUAUCCCCCGUCGAGCAACUUUCAACGAGCCCAAACCUGAUGUUACCUAUGUUAGCCAAAAAAUCUAUGACCUCACCAACAGUAAGAUAUACCUGGUGCCUCAAGGACUUGCCAGGAAGCGUGUGUGGAAUAAAAAGUAUCCCAUCUGCAUUGAGCUGGCCAGACAGGAUGACUUCAUGUCUAAAGUCCAGGAAGAUAAGACUGAGGUGAUAGAGGAGAAGACCCCUGCUGCAGGAGACAGGACUGAGGGGCUCUGCACUAGUGAAGAACCAAAGAAAGCGUACACAGAGCCGGUACUCUACCUGUUUGGGAGGACAGGAAGAGACAAAGAGGAGUGGUUUAGAAGGAUGCUCUUUGCAUCAAAACUGAAGUCAGAAGUCAUUAAGUCCUCAGGCCUGCCUAUAAGUUUGACUUACAGCCGCAGAUGUAGUCGAGGAAGUUUGGAUGAAGCGAUCCAGUCUCACCCCAGACAAAAGGAUCUUGGUGCCAGUGUCAAACAAAAAGUUUUAGAAUACAACAUCUACAUGGCCAAAUAUGUUAGUCAGUCUACAGUAAGCCCUGUCACGAGCCCUGUACAAAGCGCUGGAAGCAGCCCAGGAACAGUUAAGAAGUUUCCAGCCAGUUGUGGGCAGGAGUCUGAGGCUUGGGUCAAUGCUCUCUUGGGUCGCAUCUUUUGGGACUUUCUUGGAGAGAAAUACUGGGCAGACAUGGUGUCCAAAAAGAUUCAGAAGAAGCUGAGUAAGAUUAGGCUCCCAUACUUCAUGAAUGAGCUAACCCUAACCGAGCUGGACAUGGGCAUGUCCAUUCCCAAGAUCCUCAGUUCCUCCAAACCAUCGGUAGAUUACAGAGGCCUUUGGAUUGACCUGGAGAUCUCCUACACUGGGUCUUUUCUCAUGAGCCUUGAAACCAAGAUGAACCUGACUAGACUUGGAAAAGAGGGAGAAGGUAUUGGAGAACAGGGAAAAGAAGGACUCAGACAGCGCACUUAUUUCCUGGCUGACAGUGAUGAGGAGUCAUCCAGUGCUGGAUCAUCUGAUGAGGAAGAUACUGCAGAAGUGCCUGAACCUUCAGGAGUGGAGGGUUACACCGUGGGACACCGACCCAGCAAAAUCAUGCGCUUUGUAGACAAGAUCACAAAGUCUAAGUACUUCCAGAAAGCCACAGAGACUGAAUUCAUUAAGAAGAAGAUGGAAGAAGUGUCUAACACCCCACUGCUCUUGACUGUGGAGGUGCAGGAGUGUCACGGGACUCUCGCUGUCAAUAUUCCACCUCCUCCAACGGACAGGAUAUGGUAUGGCUUUAGAAGACCACCUCAUCUGGAACUGAAGGCUCGGCCUAAACUGGGAGAGAGAGAGGUCACUUUCGCUCAUGUUACCGACUGGAUAGAGAAAAAACUUGAUCAAGAGUUUCAGAAAAUCUUUGUAAUGCCAAACAUGGAUGAUGUCUGGCUGCCUAUCAUGCACUCUGCUAUGGACACGCGGUCAAGUUCCAUGAAGGAUGAAGAACAACCGGACCCUGAAGAAUCUCUUGAAGACAUGUGACGUGUGUGACACAUUUUUAUUAAUUAAAAGAUACCUGGGCUUACAAUUACAAGUGCCCUAUGGCUCAUUAAACAGAGCUGUGAAAAAUCUCAACACAUUCGAAACAAAAGGAAUAAAGCGUUUGCCAGUUUGCUUCUAAUUUGACUGGGACAUAUUUUUUCUCUCGAGAGGGUUUUAUGACAUUGGUGACAGCAGAACAGUAGCUGGGUUUCCAUCAAAACGUGAAACAAAUCGUUUAAAAAUUCAGAAAAAGGAAAUGCGGAUUUUUUUUAAGGACAUCGGCCAAGGACAACCUCGAGGCCAUUUUUUGGAUACAGCUAGACUAUCAAUCACGUGGGUUUAAUGUUCGCUACAUCAGAAUUUAUUCAGCAAAUGUGUUUCCGUCAUCCAUUAUUCGCAUGUACUCUUUUUCACAUAAGUCAAAAACCACCUCAUGCGGGCAUAAAAAGAUUUUAGCAAAUUAAGGGAUUUUUAUUCGAAAUUCGACCUUUCCAUCACUUUUUUAUGCAAUACUUUAAAAUGCGCAUAAAAUCAGUGCAAUGGAAAUCCAGCUAGUGUGUCUGGACGCACAUGCUGCUGCAUGGUCACAUGGCUUGGAUAGGGUGAUCUCAUCGAACAGGACAAUGCGGUUUCAGUAAAGUAUCAAAUAUAAGUUACAAGAGAAUCGCAGGGCACCAUAGGACCAGGAAAGGCCUAUCUGGCUCAGUGUGAAGUCUGUGCCACCUCGGUUUGACACGUACUGCCUUACCAAAAGUCCAGAGACUUUGGCAGUGAGAGCAUCUUAGCUCAUACAUUAGAACGCAAACAAUACUUGUGAUACAUUAAGGUCUCCAGUAGACUGGGCUGGACAGACUUGAAUCUGAAGACUCAGUGGACUUUUGGUAUGGCAAAGUGCUUGUUAACCAGCCUGGAGACUACAUUAUCUUAUGAUGUGUGCAUCCUCAUGAUGUACAGUAUAACUCCAAACAGCAGUUAUGUGUCUGAUAAUUCUAACAUAAACUAACAUAAGCCAAAGGGCACAUUUCUGAGACUUGUAUUUGUGAUUCCGCCUGUGAUUUAAUGAUUGUAAUGCUUCUAGACACUAGGCCUACUAGAUCCAUCAUUAACCUUCCAUUCACUGCUGCCUGAGCCCUCUGUGCGGCCUCUGAUUAUGCAAUGAGAUCAAUUUCACUGUGCUGAAGAGGGACACCAGCCAAUAAGCCCUUAUCCCCAAAUGAUCCCUAUAGAAGCAGCCUACUCCAAAGGAUAGGGUUCAACAGCUUUUCAUCUCUAGUCAGUCAUUGCCCCUUAGCAAUAGGCUGACUUUCAAGUGGUUUUCACCUGGCGGGUCUCGACCCAAAGUUUUGAAACGCUAAAUGCAAUUAAAAGGCACAAUAUCUGAGAUUUUUGCGUUAAAAUGUCUGAAAAUCACUAGCACUUUGUUAUAUAUUGUGUUUACUCGUGUACUUACAUUUGUUUUCAUUCUAAAUGUUUUUAACAAUGUUUUGGGUGCAAAGAAAUUCACAAUUUCACUUAUGUGGUACUUUGAUGUCACACGCGUGUUGAACACACCUUUGCUGCUGCGUUUAGGCCCACUUUGUUAUGCCUUUCCCCUGCUAGCUGUCCUCCAUCUCAUGUAUUGCUUACAUCAGUGGUUCUUUACCUUUUGCAGUUGGUGGAGACCUGGUAUAAGAACUCAUUUGUAUUACACUGUGUAACAUGAAAUUCCAAUUCACAUAUUAUUUGUGUUCAGUAUUAUUGGAGGACGUGUUUCCUCCAAAACAUGAAAUAAAUGAACCUUGCCUCAAACAAAUAAGAUGAGGACAAUGAAAGAAGUCAAUUUACAGCUUAUCAGACAAACUUUUUAGGGGUUGGCACAUAUGGUGAGCUUAUCGAUAAAGUGUCUACACUAAUAGCUUGAGAUCCGUCUUCUUCCUAUUACAAUGGGGUCGCACACCAAACAAAUUUGAACACAUUAUUUUCUACGAUUGUACGCUAACCGGCGGCGUCUGUUUGCGGCAUUCUGUUGGGACUCUGUGUGCGUCUGGUGGGCGAUACCUGUCAGUUGUCUUAGACAUGACACGUUAACGCAUUGCGCUUCAAUUAAAAACCAUUGACUUACAUUUCACGAGUACACACCAGGCUUGUUGCGAUAGUCUCACACGUUGGUAGGCCUUUUUCCUGAUUACAUCAAUUGCCCACCGUGGCACCACCACUCACCUUACAUUUUAGUAACAAAAUAAUUUAGUUCAUUUAGAGAGGAGGCAAUACAAUUGAAAAAUAAAAGUUUCUACAUGUGACCACAAAACUGUCGGCAGGGUAUAUUUGUAGCAAUAGCCAACAAUAUAUUGUUUGGGUCAAAAUUAGCCAUUUUUGUGCCAAAACCAUUCGGAUGUUAACUCAACUUCAUGUUCCCUAUAGAUAGAUGAUAAUAGAUGUAAAUUGUUUAACCAUGCAAACCCACAUUUCCUAUUAAUCAUCUUCAUGUUUUAAAAGCUUGACAGGACUAUACACAUUUGCAUAUCUGCAUAUAUAAAUAUAAUUUUAUUUAGAUGAUGUUUAAAUCUCAAUUUUAAAAAAUUCCCUAUGAAGGGGUUCAACCCGGCACUCAGGUCGAAUAUCUAGUUUGUGGUAGGUGCUCUCGGGGUAGGGAAAAAUUCAAAGACGGAAUGAAUAAAAAGCCUUUAUUGAUUAUGGCUUACAUCAUGUUAAAAUCGAAAAGUCAACAUGUUUCAACCAACAAGUGGUCUUAUUCGGGGCAAAAAUUCCCUUUUGAUCCAGGAUCACAUAUAUUCUUCUAUAUAUUAUACAUUUAAUAUUUUUAUUACAAUAUUUUUUUCCUGUAAAGCUGCAUUGAAACCUCAGUGCAACAUCAUAAUAGUGUGCUAUAUAAAUAAAUUUUACUUGAUUUGACUUCAUGUGGUGUUGCACUGCGCAGACCAUUCUGCGGAUGUACAUGACAUAAAAAACUUUAAAACAGUAAUUUUUUAAGGUAAGCCAACAGAUUGGCUUGAUAGAAAUGAUAAACAAAGUGUCGUGUCCUUAACGCAAAAAUCCUAAGCUCUGCGGCAAUACUCGUGCGGUACUGCGCAGAUCAAUUGUGUGUAUGACAUCAAAGUAUUACAACAAAGAACUCCCAUCAUUCCAUGCUUCUUCAAAGCAUCAUAAAGCUACAUCAGUGUUGUUGUUUUUGCUACCUCUAAUGGCGAAUAUUGCAUAUUGUGCCUUUAAAUGCAUCUAACUAUAUAAUUACACAGUUGGAAAAGAUGCAUAGAAUGAAAAAGGAAAAGCAUUUUAUGCUUUUGAUUCUGUCCUCACCGGUCUGCAUGAUAUGCCCUUGUCCUUGACAAUCGUGAAGAAAACAAUGCAAGGGAAUAAAAACAGGGACCAGACUACUAUGAAUAAAAACUUACUGGAAAACAAAGUUUGUAAAAUUCAAUAUUAAACAUGCCAAUUUUCCCAUUCAACCAGUAAUCAUUUUGCACAUUCCUGUUUAUGAAGUUUGUGGUUAUUUAAAUUUGAUUUUAAUGUUAAUUGAUGUAUUUAUGUUUGUAUGAUCAUUUUGGUACUUUAGUCACUACUUGAUUGUUCAAUGGAAAAUCUGGGUCUUGAACCAACUGCACUAUACGUUAAAUUGCUCUUGAGAUCAGUGAUCAACAUCAAGUGCUAUUCUUUUUUUUAGUCACACUUUAUAUUAGGUGGUCUUAAUUAUUAUAUACUUGACAUUUGAUACAAUUUGCUUAUUAUGUAAGUACAUGCUUGUGCAUUGUAAUUACAUUUAAAGUACUGUAAUUAAUGUGUGUAGUUUCACUUUUAAUCUUACACUUAACCAUAACCCAACCCACAAUCUAACCCUAACCAUGCCCUCACUCCUAAACGUAACCACAUCUCAAGCUCAUUAGCAGUACAUUUCCAUAACAACAUGUAGUUUCACAGCAAAUCCAUAGCCUUGCAUUUACGUUUGUACAUAGUAGUUAAGGCCACCUAAUAUAAAGUGUGACCCUAUUUUCAACUACAAUAAACCCGUAUGUUGUAGACAUGUGACGCUUGUUGAAUGUACAAAUACUCGCAUCGGCUGUUUUGUCCAUGUUUUCUUAUUAUCUGUGUUAUUUCCUGUCAGGUUCAGUUUUAUUUCCUCUGCUUGCUUUCAUGUGCAUUAAGUCACAUUCAAUACUUUUUGUUUGACUAUUAGUGGCCAUUUAAGAUAUAAGUCUCGGUUAUUUCUAAUCUACCUGUAAAUGUUAUGAGAGUCUCUAUCUUAGCUGGUGCUAAGGUGUCUACAAACAUGAAUUAUGAUUUUUCAAAUACUGUAUCAACAUUACAUUUGCUUCUAUUUCAAAUUGUUUUGUCAAACUGUACGCUACAUUAUUGCCAUUCACAACUGAUCUUGUGCAAUCCCCAGCUGCCAUAUCUUUUACACUUUGUAAAAAUAUUGCUUGAAUUGUGUUCAGAUGUGACAACAUGAUUGUGUGUAAAAAUUGAUAAACAGCUUUUGCAAAAUAA